UGACGUCCGUCGUUUGGCUGCGGGACUUCCGGUCGAGCCGGAAACGGCCGGGGGGUUGUUUUUUCCCCCGCGGAAAAAGGCGAGAUGGACGUUCUCAAGGCGGAGAUCGAGCGGAAGCGGAAGCUGCUGGAGGAGAAGGAGCUGCUGGAGGGAAAUAAGAAAUAUUUCAAGCGCAGCGAACUAGCCAAAAAGGACGAAGAGGCGUAUUUCCAAAGAUGCGGUUACAAGCCAGUAAGUGAGACGCCACCGAGAGAGGUCAAUGAUGAGGCAGAACAGGACGAAAACCCAGCGUCUUCAAAUCCGGUGCUGGAGCUGGAGCUGGCAGAGGAGAAGUUGCCCAUGACUCUUUCUAGACAAGAGGUCAUUAGGAGACUGAGAGAAAGAGGGGAGCCCGUCAGACUGUUUGGGGAAACAGAUUAUGAUGCCUUUCAGCGAUUGCGAAAAAUAGAAAUUCUGGCCCCGGAAGUGAACAAGGGAUUGAGAAAUGAUCUGAAGGCUGCUUUAGAUAAGAUUGAUCAUGAAUAUCUGAACGAGAUCGUUGGUGGGCAGGAACAAGGCGAGGAUGACGCACAGAACGACCUCAAAGUCCACGAAGAGAACACGACCAUUGAAGAAUUAGAGGCAUUGGGAGAAUCCUUAGGUCAAGGGGACGACCAUAAAGAUAUGGAUAUCAUCACUAAAUUCUUGAAGUUUCUUCUUGGAGUUUGGGCAAAGGACCUGAACGCGAGAGAAGAUUAUUUGAAACGGGACGUCCACGGAAAGCUGAACAGCGCCACCCAGAAGCAGACGGAGUCUUACCUCAGACCUCUCUUCAGAAAACUCCGCAAAAGGACUCUUCCGGCAGACAUCAAGGAAUCCAUCACGGAUAUUAUCAAGUUCAUGUUGCAGAGGGAAUAUGUGAAGGCCAACGACGCCUAUCUCCAGAUGGCUAUUGGAAACGCUCCCUGGCCAAUUGGCGUCACUAUGGUUGGCAUUCAUGCCCGUACCGGUCGAGAGAAGAUCUUCUCCAAGCACGUGGCCCAUGUUUUGAAUGACGAGACUCAGAGGAAAUACAUCCAGGGUUUGAAGAGGCUAAUGACCAUUUGCCAGAAGCACUUCCCCACUGACCCAUCCAAAUGUGUGGAGUACAACGCAUUGUGACGACGCCACGACCUGUUUCUGCUCUUGGGGAGCCAGGCAAGAUGGACGUGGGACAGUCUUUGUGAGAACUUUGCCUCUGAAGCCUUGGAAGAAACUGCUGAGGUCAGUGUUGUUCAAUUUGGUCAACUUGAAGCUGUGUGGACUUCAACUCCCAGAAUUCCCCAGCCAGCCCAUGGGCUGGCUGGGGAAUUCUGGGAGUUAAAGUCCACACAGCUUCAAGUUGACCAGAUUGAACAACACUGACUUACAUUCUAGUCAAGCAGUCACAAUGGUUUAAGCUUCUGUAAAAUAGUAUAUAUAUAUAUUUUUUUGUAUGGUUUUUAUAGGAAACUCUCUAAGAAAAUCUUGUAGGGGGUCAUGUUAAGAGAAGUGAUGUGCAGAAACACAUGUUAAUGACAGAGGAUUAUCUGAUGCAGGUGAACAAAUAGACUUGGAGAGAUUAUUUUUUGUUCCUAAACCCAAAGCUAUGGGUAAGUACUGCCCAAACGAGUGAAGAUUUGUAAAUGUGGAGUUGCUUCACGUUAACAUCCAAAUUCACGUCUGUUUGGUCAAAGGCUGGUUUGGAACGUGCUCCGGUUCUGGGUUCAGAUCUAAAACACGCAACCUCCGUUUUACUUCUAUAUUGUUUUCCUGCUGAUUUUGUAUAGUGGUUCAUUAAACUUGGACGCUGACUUAAUAGGAACCUCAAAUAUUGUCAUGAUAGUUCAUUAUAGCACUCUUGAUCCUUUUUUUUGUCAAUCUUCUGGGAUUUUUAAAAUAGAUUAUUAUGGUUACAGGCAAUAAUAAUUAGAUUAUUAAGUCAGUCGGUUCAUUAACGGUAGCUUUUAAUAUCCUGCUCCUCAAGAACCGACAAAUCAGUAUUUGCUCUGCGUUUCUUAAUUUAUAACGUACUUUCCUACCUAUUACUUCUGGAGAAUUUAUUUCUGUGCCACUGAAAUCUGAAAAAAAAAGGUGCAAAUAUUUUGGAAGCUAACUGAAACAAAGGGUAUCAUUUUACUAACUUAAAGUGCCGCAGUUAAAUUUGAUUAUUAGCGAGGAAUCCCCUCACCUGGAAUAUUUGUUUAAUAUAGUAUUUUUGUUAAAUGGAUGGGAAAGCUUAUAACUAUUUGUAGACCCGCUAUGUAAAAGGGAGAAUUUAUCCUUUUCUCUCUCUCCCCCCCCCCCAGCAUCCAUCUGGAGUGGUUCCUAUAUAUUUAAUAUUUAUUUGAUACUUGGAUCACUUUUUCUCCUUUUUUUGUACACCAAUAUUUUUUCUUUUUCAUGGUUAGUGCUGGAUGUAUGGAUUUUUUUUUCUGUUUCGUAUUUUAUUUUUUACAAUAAAACAAAAUCUAUUUCAAAUAAAAACAGCCACAAUUAAGCUGGAGUGGUUGAAGUGCUAGAAUAAGAUUAGGAAGAUCCGGUUCAGCUUUGCCAUGAGUGGAAACAAACAGGGCAUUUUGGAUUCUGCUGUACAUUUGCAUCCUGUAAGUUCAUCGUCCACGUAUAGAGGAAACAAUUUUGCAAAAGGAAUUCUAAAGGUGCCUGAAAUGGCAUGGAAGUUUAUAUUAUAUUGCUACCAGUGAGUGGCAGCAUGCAUUGACCAUGGGUUUGCGUUGAUGCUGGUUAGUUCUUAGAUGCGAUGCUCCCAGCUCUGAAACCAUCUUGGAAGGAGACGGUGCCAAUGCUAGAACUGCGGGUGGCGCAGUGGUUAGAAUGCAGUCUUGCAGGCAAACUCUGCCCACUGCUGGCAGUUCGAUCCUUGUUGGCUCAAGGUCAGGAGCGUCCAACCUUGGAGACCUCAAUAGCUAUGGACUUCAACUCCGAGGAUUGUCCAGCCAGCAAGGGUUUAAAAUUGCCAAGGUUGGAUACCCUUUCAUUAGGAGUAGUGAGACAAGCUGGUGAAACAAGACCAGGUUGACUCAAGUCUUCCAUCCUUCCGAGGUCGGUAAAAUGAGGAGUCAGAUUGUUAGGGGCAAGAUGCCGACUCUGUAAGCUUAGAGAGGACCGUAAAAGCAUUGUGAAGCAGUAUAUAAGUCUUAAGUGUUAGUGCUAUUGCCUGGUGUUAGCAGGAAAAUUGCUAGGAAGUGCCCAUGGAGUUGGUAGGGAUUGAGCUCAGCUUGAGCAAAUUUGUUGCUAUUUAUAUGCCCGGGAACAAUUGCUUCCUGCAUCCCCAAUUCCCCCCCUCUCCCAAAAUGGGGAGGGGGCAGGGGAAAGUUUGAGGAUGUGUGUUAGGGGACUUAAGUUCUGGAGAGAUUAUCCCCCCAGUCCCAAAAACGCUUUUUUCCAAAAGGCAACUGGACUUCCUUCCUUGGGGUUUGAAAAAGUUUUAAUUCUCAUCCAACAGGCUUCUUUGUUACCCCAAAAUCUUCUUCAUGCCCAGCCUCAUUAUCUUUGAAGAAAAGACAGCAAUUUAUUUCUUUUUGAAAAAUGCUCAUUUAAGCUUCCAUCCAAAAGCAGAACUGAUCUGUUUGGCUACAAGGACCCAUGUUUUGGCUGGUUCUUUUUCCUGUUUAAGCAUGUUUGACUUCAAAGUCUCUUAGGAUAGAUAGGCAAUUACUUUUGUCCAAAGUCCAAAACUUUCUAAACCGUACUGAAGGAGAGCACAAACCGCGAGGCCGUGGUGCAAUUCGGGCUCAGCCAAUGGUGCCGUAAAAAUAGAAGCCUUGAGAUGUUCUUAAGGUUUAAUAUAAUUGGAAGUUGCUCUCAUGUUACAACCCAGAUCUUUAUUUCAGUGGUUUCACUACAUUUUUUUCAGCGAUUAAAUGGUCUCUAAAUAAUUCGGAAAUACCUCUGCGAUUUAUAAGGCUGUAAUUUUGUUCUGCAAGAGAGACAUAUAAGGGCAAGUGUGGAACUUGUGUAGACCACCAUUAGUUGAUCUUUCACUGUCCCAAACCAGGAUGACUAUUUAGUAAUGACAUGAGCAGCUCUGGGGGACAAUGUAAGCAGUUAUGAGAGUCCUUGGUGCUAAGUUUGGUUGUUUUCUUGCAGAUGUUUCAUUACCCACGAACUAGUACUGAUGAUGUUACUAGUUGGGUCAUGCAACUUCUGCAAGAAAACAACCAAGCUCAGACAGCACCUAAGGACUUCUCAUUUCAACCCUGAGCUCCAAAUAGGUACUUUUAAUUGACUCUUAGGGGUGUGCAAUUCUUGAAAAAAAAUGCUAAAAAAAAAAAUCUGAUGGGAAAACGGAGAGAUAGAAGGGAAUUGUCAAAAAGGCUGUGGAGGUGGACAGCAGCUUUUUCAGUUCAAAAAAAUGAAUUGAUGGGUACUCCAACUCAUGAAUAACAUUGAUUUUUGUAUGGCAUGGGAGAUUGGAACAACUUUUUCACUUUGCACAGUAUGGGAUGGCAGUUUAUGGCAAACAAAUAAAACGAUAAGACAGGCUGAAGAACGCAGGGGUUCAAAAAAAGCUGCAGACACGGUCAGACUUUUCAUCUUGAAAAUGCUUUAAUAAGGAAGUGUUGACCACACCGUUUUUGCAAAAUGUAAAGAUAACUAUACAAAUUCUUAAUACAAAAAAGAAUAAAUUAAAAGCUGAUUUAAAAAAAAA
This is a messenger RNA of Crotalus tigris (Tiger rattlesnake), 4669 nucleotides long. It is a transcript of the gene PRPF18, whose product is annotated as pre-mRNA processing factor 18. The record is from RefSeq and is a predicted model, not a curated record. The transcript has 11 exons. Gene Ontology annotation, cellular component: U2-type post-spliceosomal complex; U4/U6 x U5 tri-snRNP complex; U5 snRNP. NCBI's taxonomy places the organism in Eukaryota, Metazoa, Chordata, Lepidosauria, Squamata, Viperidae. Gene Ontology annotation, biological process: generation of catalytic spliceosome for second transesterification step; RNA splicing. Bases 85 to 1140 code for a protein of 351 amino acids.